Messenger RNA from Pediculus humanus corporis (human body louse), 2385 nucleotides. Its product is annotated as DNA excision repair protein haywire, putative. The coding region runs from base 1 to 2385 and encodes 794 amino acids. The transcript is spliced from 7 exons. Gene Ontology annotation, molecular function: DNA binding; ATP binding; 3'-5' DNA helicase activity. The record is from RefSeq and is a predicted model, not a curated record. Gene Ontology annotation, biological process: nucleotide-excision repair; transcription initiation at RNA polymerase II promoter. Lineage: Eukaryota; Metazoa; Arthropoda; Insecta; Psocodea; Pediculidae. Gene Ontology annotation, cellular component: transcription factor TFIIH holo complex; nucleotide-excision repair factor 3 complex; transcription preinitiation complex.
AUGGACUACAAAGGAUCAAAAAAAUAUAAAGACAAAAGUGAUAAAAAAGCAAAACGAAAAAGAAGAGAAGAUGAUGAAGAGUUUAUUGAUGAUUUAGCAGAUGUUCAAGAAGGUGAAGGUGUUCCUGAAGCUGCUACAAAAGAUGUAGAAAAGGAUACUAAAGCUGAUGAAGAUGAGUUUGGUGCAAAAGACUACAGAUCUCAAAUGGUUCUUAAAACUGAUAAUAAGUGGAGACCGCUUUGGGUAGCUCCAAAUGGUCAUAUUUUUUUAGAAAGUUUUUCGCCAGUUUACAAACAUGCACAUGAUUUUCUUAUCGCCAUUUCGGAACCUGUCUGCAGACCAGAACAUAUACAUGAAUAUAAAUUAACUGCAUAUUCUCUUUAUGCUGCCGUGUCAGUUGGACUUCAAACCGAAGACAUUAUUGAAUUUUUAUCCAAACUUUCAAAAUGCAGUAUACCUGAUGGUAUAAAAGAAUUUAUUAAAUUGUGUACUCUUUCCUAUGGCAAAGUUAAAUUAGUAUUAAAACAUAAUAGAUAUUUUGUCGAAAGUCCAUUUCCUGAUGUUUUACAAAAACUGUUAAAAGAUCCAGUAAUUCAAGAAUGUCGUUUAAAAAGAACUGUCGAAAAUGAAACCUUAACAAAAGAAGGAUUUAUCGCUGGAACAAUUGAUAAAAAAGGAGUUUCUGCAUUUAAAAAUACAGCGACUAAGGAAGUUACGGCUACCAAUCAAAAUACUAAAACAGAAGAUGACAAGACAAUCGAAGAAGUACCUGAAGACAUAACCAUGUUUUAUGAUAAAAUAGACAAAGAAGAAGAAGAAGAUGAGGAAGAAGUAAUUUCAAAAACUGUUUCAUUUGAAGUUGAUCAGGAAAAAAUUGAAAUUUUACAAAAAAGGUGUAUUGAAUUAGAACACCCACUUUUAGCUGAAUAUGAUUUUAGAAAUGAUACUCAUAAUCCUGAUAUUAAUAUAGAUUUAAAACCCUCUGCCGUCUUGAGGCCUUAUCAAGAAAAAAGCUUAAGAAAAAUGUUUGGAAAUGGUAGAGCUAGAUCUGGAGUUAUCGUUCUUCCUUGUGGAGCUGGGAAAAGUUUAGUCGGAGUAACAGCUUGCUGCACUGUAAGAAAAAGAGCACUGGUACUUUGUAAUUCUGGAGUAUCUGUAGAACAGUGGAAACAACAAUUUAAAAUGUGGUCGACAGCUGAUGAUAGCAUCAUUUGUCGAUUUACUUCUGAAGCUAAAGAUAAACCAAUGGGUUGUGGAAUAUUGAUUACUACAUAUUCAAUGAUUACACAUACUCAGAAGAGAUCAUGGGAAGCUGCUGAGACAAUGAAAUGGCUUCAGGACCAGGAGUGGGGAAUAAUGGUUUUAGAUGAGGUUCAUACAAUUCCAGCGAAAAUGUUUCGUCGUGUAUUAACAAUUGUACAAUCUCAUUGUAAAUUAGGAUUAACAGCGACUUUACUUCGAGAAGAUGAUAAAAUAGCUGAUUUAAAUUUUUUAAUAGGUCCAAAAUUGUAUGAAGCUAAUUGGUUAGAAUUACAAAAUCGUGGAUUUAUUGCUAGAGUGCAAUGUGCUGAAGUUUGGUGUCCGAUGACACCUGAAUUUUAUAGGGAAUAUUUAAUUUGUAGGACCAGUAAAAAAUUGUUAUUAUAUGUGAUGAAUCCAAAUAAAUUUCGAGCUUGUCAAUAUUUGAUUCGUUAUCACGAGAGAAGAGGAGACAAAACUAUUGUAUUUUCAGAUAAUGUUUUUGCUUUAAAACAUUAUGCUAUUAAAAUGAAUAAACCAUUUAUUUAUGGACCCACUUCUCAAAUGGAAAGAAUACAAAUUUUACAAAAUUUUAAAAUCAAUCCCAAGAUAAACACUAUUUUUGUGAGCAAAGUAGCUGAUACUAGUUUCGAUCUUCCUGAUGCAUCUGUUCUUAUACAAAUUUCUUCUCAUGGAGGUUCAAGGCGUCAAGAGGCUCAAAGACUUGGAAGAAUUUUAAGAGCCAAAAAGGGUGCUAUAGCAGAAGAAUAUAAUGCUUUUUUUUAUACCCUUGUAUCGCAGGAUACUAUUGAGAUGAGUUAUUCAAGAAAAAGACAGAGUUUUCUCGUUAACCAAGGAUAUAGUUACAAAGUGAUAACCCAGCUAGCUGGCAUGGAAGAAGAACCUGAUAUGUUUUAUAAGACAAGAGAUGAACAAGGACAAUUACUACAGCAAGUUUUAGCUGCAAAUGAUACUGAUGCAGAGGAAGAAAGGAUUCCAGGUGAAGGUGGCAAGCCAGGAGUUAUGGCUCAUAGAAGAAUAGGAAAUAUCAGUUCUUUAUCCGGAGCAGAUGACGCAGUUUAUGUAGAAUACAAAAAACCAAGUUCAUCCGUAAAACAUCCGCUAUUUAAAAAGUUUAGACAUUGA